This is a messenger RNA of Galeopterus variegatus (Sunda flying lemur), 1747 nucleotides long. Its product is annotated as type I inositol 1,4,5-trisphosphate 5-phosphatase-like. The transcript is spliced from 13 exons. Gene Ontology annotation, molecular function: inositol-polyphosphate 5-phosphatase activity. Gene Ontology annotation, biological process: phosphatidylinositol dephosphorylation. Bases 1 to 1092 code for a protein of 363 amino acids. The record is from RefSeq and is a predicted model, not a curated record. NCBI's taxonomy places the organism in Eukaryota, Metazoa, Chordata, Mammalia, Dermoptera, Cynocephalidae.
AUGGGGACAGCGCUGCUCCACCGGGAUGGCAGCUGCUGCAGCGCACGGGUCUGCUGGGAGAAAUGCCGCUGCCACGGUGUGCUGCGCGGGCUGGAGCUCCUGGUGUUGGGCAUUUCUGCGCUCUCUCACUGUAUUUCUCUUUUUGCUCUACAGGCACUAGGAAGCUUUUAUUUUCUUCAUGAAUCCUUAAAAAACAUCUACCAGUUUGACUUUAAAGCUAAGAAGUAUAAAAAGGUCACUGGCAAAGAGAUCUACUCAGACACGUUAGAGAGCACGCCCAUGCUGGAGAAAGAGAAGUUUCCGCAGGACUAUUUCCCCGAGUGCAAGUGGUCGAGAAAAGGCUUCAUCCGGACGCGAUGGUGCGUUGCUGACUGUGCCUUUGACCUGGUGAACGUCCAUCUUUUCCAUGAUGCUUCCAAUUUAGUUGCUUGGGAAACGAGUCCCUCCGUGUACUCGGGCAUCCGGCACAAGGCCCUGGGCUACGUGCUCGACAGAAUCGUUGAUCAGCGAUUCGAGAAAGUCUCCUACUUUGUCUUUGGCGAUUUCAACUUCCGACUGGAUUCCAAGUCCGUCGUAGAGACACUCUGCACAAAGGCCACCAUGCAGACAGUCCGGGCUGCUGACACCAACGAAGUUGUGAAGUUGAUUUUUCGAGAGUCAGACAAUGACCGGAAGGUUAUGCUGCAGUUGGAGAAGAAGCUCUUCGACUACUUUGACCAGGAAGUGUUCCGAGACAACAACGGCACCGCGCUCCUGGAAUUUGACAAAGAGUUAUCUGUCUUUAAGGACAGGCUGUGUGAACUGGACAUCUCGUUCCCCCCCAGCUACCCAUACAGCGAGGACUCCAGCCAGGGUGAGCAGUACAUGAACACCCGGUGCCCCGCCUGGUGUGACCGCAUCCUCAUGUCCCCAUCUGCCAAGGAGCUGGUGCUGAAGUCGGAGAGCGAGGAGAAGGUUGUCACCUACGACCACAUCGGGCCCAACGUCUGCAUGGGAGACCACAAGCCCGUGUUCCUGGCCUUCCGAAUCGCGCCUGGGGCAGGGAAGCGGUGCCAGCGAAGCGAGAGGAUCCUUCGCCAGACCGCCCUGUAGCAGUUAUUGAAACACGUACCCUUGACAGCUACGUCGGAAACCCACCCGCUAGACGGCCGGCCCCACACUUCGCUUCAGCCUCCGGACCACUCCGGAAAAGCCUCACAUACCUCACUGUCUUGUCUGUUCAUGUGACAUUAAGUAGAACUAUUGGGUUUUUUCGAAUAAGUCACAGUCCUGUUGCCAAAACUCUAAUAGACAGCAAAGAGAUUCUGUAUUUUAGAUUCCACGGUUUUUGGUUUUUGAUGAUUGUCAGUGCAGGAGCUUCUCCAGCAUAGAAACCCCACAGGUGGCCACCGUUCUCCUGCCAGGCAGAAGGGGCUGGGGGCCAAGGCGGGGGCUCCCUUGGCCGUGCCAACAGGCAGCAUGGCCACCCCAGCAUGGCGAGGACGCCGUUCACCCUGAUGCUCCCCACCCCCCCAUUUACUCUACUGCCAUGUUACAUGGUUUUUGAAUCACACGCAGCUGCUUUCCAUUUUUAUAUAUAUAAAUAUAUAUAAAUAUAUACUUAAAAAAAUAAUUUAUAAAUCUUACCAAAACUUAUGCUAAAUAUACUUUCCAGUAUGAAUGCACGGGAGUGUCAUAGCAGAUAGAAUUGGAGUCUGAGGGUUUAGUUAUGUGUAAGUCAGCACACAAAUUCAUAAAACUAGUAUGA